CUCUGUGAGACGAGGCUCGCAAUGCGUCCGCUGUCGGCUGGGAAAACCGGCUCUCAGUUCAUUUUGGAUGUGGGAGGCUACAAUGACUUUGAACACUACACGGCAAAGGAAGAUCUCGAUGCCUUGAACAGAAUACGGUUCCAUGGAAAGCCACGUGACUGCCAUCGACACUUGGACAUUGGGUGCGGACCGGGGACCUUCACGAAAGACUACCUCGUUCCCUCAUCCUUGCCCUGCAAGACGAUCCUGGCCAUCGACAAAUCGCCUUCGAUGAUCGACUUCGCGAAGAGAAACUCCGUGCACGACAGCGUAGAGUACGGUGUGUUCGACUUCGGUGGCAGUGACGUCGCGGAGCUGCUGAAUGCAUACGGCCACUUUGAUCGCAUCUAUUCGCUCCUGUGCUUCCAUUACGUCAAAGAUCAGCCCAAAGCCUACAGGGAUAUUGCGCAGCUGCUGACACCGAAUGGCGGAGAGUGUCUUGUGACGUCAGGGGUUGCCUGUGAGCCAGUGGAUGCUUGGCUCCACCUACACCUAAUGGAACGCUGGCGAGAUGUGAUUCCCGACCCAAGGUUAGUGUACUCAAAUCAAUUCAGGUUUGACUUCGACAAGAACAUAUCUGACGUCGAAUCGGAAAUGCGAUCAGUGGUCUCAGAAGCCGGGAUGACGUGCACUGAAUGCUCUGUUUAUGAAACACAAUGGCCGUUCCCUGAUGUCAAAAGCUGUGUCGAUGCAUUUUUUGAGGCGUUUGAAUUAUUCAAGAGCGUUCCACCCUCGGAUGUCGAUGACGCUAAGAAGGACUGGACGCGCAUCCUUGAUCACCGCUCAGGACAAGGGCCUGGAGCGUUCGCCAUGAAGACAACAUUGUACUGCGUUCAUGCUCAAUCGCCGGUCACAUGAAUGAGCUGUUCGUGGGGAACAACAUGAGCUGAAAAAUUGCAUUUCUUUAAGAAUGCUUACUUGCGGUUCUUUUCUUCGUUCCUUUCUCCAUCAUAGUACACUAUAAGGAUGCAUUAGAGAGUUACGAAACGUAUACGGAGCGAUAUAAUAAGAUGAGUAGCAGCUGUAUCCUACAAUUAAGAGAAAGAUAGAGCGGCGAGAACAAACCAAAUACCUCCAUCUGUUCGGCAAUCGUGUUUGUAUGCCAUGUCUUUGUCUAGAGAGAGAGAGACAAAAAUUGUAAUGAUAUGUGGAGAGACUAACACAUAGCGACAGGCCUAGCGUGUGACUCAAGGUGAAAUGGUGAGGGUUGAAAGAAUGUGAGUGAGAUAAAGCAACAACAAAGCACAGAGGCAGACACUAACAGAUACGCUAUCACUAAUUCACACGAAAGAUAUCUACAGAGUCUCAUUGAUCCCUGCGUUUGAGCUUUUCAUUUCAUUAAAACAACGCAAGAGUUAGGCGUGAGUUCUCAAAUGCUUCGAUAUGAUGAAGCAAAACGUUAACCUUUUUUUUUCGUUACGGAGGAAUUCUACAGGAGGGGCUGCGCGAAUUAGAAUUGUCAUAAUUGGAGUCGGAAUUAUUGGAAUUGAAAACCCUUUCCCAAACUCGUUGAUGAUGACGAU
This is a messenger RNA of Dermacentor silvarum, 1562 nucleotides long. RefSeq names its product juvenile hormone acid O-methyltransferase-like. The record is from RefSeq and is a predicted model, not a curated record. Gene Ontology annotation, molecular function: S-adenosylmethionine-dependent methyltransferase activity. The transcript is spliced from 3 exons. Lineage: Eukaryota; Metazoa; Arthropoda; Arachnida; Ixodida; Ixodidae. The coding region runs from base 22 to 897 and encodes 291 amino acids.